AUGGAGCCUUUGCUCAUCACGCCUGUCCCUGGAUUCCACGCGACCUCCACCGCUUGCGGUCGGUUUAAUAAGGCACGUUCUUCGAUGAGGUCCGUUGUGGAGCGCUGCAUUGGGCUGUUGAAAAGCAGAUUCCGCUGUCUGCAAAGGCACCGGACUCUGUAUUAUCCUCCAACAACAGCCACCGUCAUUAUAUCGGCGUGUGCAGUGCUCCACAAUAUCUGCCUCUCAUCAGAGGAGCCAGAACCGGAGCCAGACUCUGACCCUGACGAGCCAGGGUUGGAGUCUGGGCCGAGCUCGGACGGUUCUGAGUCGAGCUCGGAGGGGUCAGCGGCGGAUGACGAGAGGCUGGCUCCUGCCCACCAUCUGGUCAGCCUCUCGGACAGGGGGAGGGCUCUGAGGCAGCGCCUUGUUGCCCAGUUCCAAACCCACCACAGCCGUGCCUCCCCGGAGCCCCACGCAAGCCAUAGUGGCAGUCCCGCCCACCAGGGACACCACCAGCGCCAAGGAGUCCGUCAUUUCAACGGAGGUUCCGCCCAUCAGGGACACCAUCAGCGACAGGGAGCCCCUCAUCGUCCUCGCCACGGUGGCAUUGCCGCACACCACGGACGCCACCGGCGGCAGCGAACCCCUCGUCGUCCUCACCUCGACUGA
Messenger RNA from Ixodes scapularis (black-legged tick), 651 nucleotides. RefSeq lists its product as uncharacterized. Bases 1 to 651 code for a protein of 216 amino acids. The record is from RefSeq and is a predicted model, not a curated record. NCBI's taxonomy places the organism in Eukaryota, Metazoa, Arthropoda, Arachnida, Ixodida, Ixodidae. The transcript has a single exon.